Molecule: messenger RNA, 774 nt
Organism: Trichoderma citrinoviride
Lineage: Eukaryota; Fungi; Ascomycota; Sordariomycetes; Hypocreales; Hypocreaceae
Product: phosducin
Exons: 2
Coding region: 1-774 (257 amino acids)
Biological process (GO): protein folding
Cellular component (GO): cytoplasm
Source: RefSeq, a predicted model, not a curated record
AUGGCUGCGCCCUCAGAGCAAAGAAUCGCGGUUCCCAUCGACGACCCCAACGCGGAUACCGAAUGGAAUGACAUUCUGCGCAAGCAUGGCGUUAUCCCCGAGAAGCCCCCUAGUCCGACUCCCAUGAUCGAAGAGGCCUUCCUUGAGGCCCGCAGACUAGCACACGAAAACCGACUUGAGGGAAAAGACCUGGACGAGCUCGACGAGCUCGAGGACGACGAGGAUGAUGCCUUUCUGGAACAGUAUCGCCAGAAGCGCAUGGCCGAGCUGAGCAAUCUGCAAAAGAAGUCCAUCCACGGCUCCGUAUACCCCGUAUCCAAGCCAGAAUAUCAGCGUGAAAUCACAGAAGCUUCCAACAACGGCCCCGUCUUCGUCAACCUCACGUCCGCUGCGGGGAAUCUGGAAUCAAGGAUCCUGUCUGAGCUCUGGAGGCAAGCUGCCAAAGAGUAUGGCGACAUCAAGUUCUGCGAGAUUCGGGCGAACCAGGCCAUCGAGAACUACCCAGACCGAAACUGCCCUACCAUCUUAGUCUACAACAAGGGGGAUAUUGUCAAGCAGAUUGUGACUCUCAUGACCCUAGGAGGCACCCGAACCAACAUGCGACACAUUGACGACCUACUGGUUGAGGUUGGCGCCGUGCCCGACUCUGACCUGCGAGUUGUCAAGAGGAGGAGAGCAGCGGAGGAUGCGGAAGAAGAGCGACUAGCCGGCAAGAGUAUCAAGUCGAGCAAUAUCGGCAGAGGGCAGGACGAUGACGAUGACGAUUGGGAUUGA